AUGGCUUCGCGACCGGAACUGAAGGUAGACGACGAGGGGGGCUUUAUCCGAUUCUUCCGAUCACUUCCAGCCAAAGAUGACUCCUCCACAAUUCGCGUCUUCGAUAGGGGCGACUUCUUCACUGCCCAUGGCCCCGAUGCCGAGUACAUCGCUCGGGCAGUCUAUAAAACCACCUCUGUUCUCAAGUCCCUUGGGCGCAGUGAUACAGGCGGCUUACCUUCGGUAACCAUGACUGUGACCGUUUUCCGCAACUUUCUACGCGAAGCCCUUUUUCGAUUAAGCAUGAGAGUGGAGAUCUGGGCGUCCCAGGGAGGCGGGAAGGCGAACUGGAAACUGGCCAAGCAAGCUAGCCCGGGCAAUCUCCAAGACGUUGAGGAAGAACUGGGAGCUGGUGGUGUGGCAAUGGAUUCAGCACCAAUCAUCCUUGCAGUUAAAAUAUCCGCUAAAGCGUCUGAAACAAGGCAGGUCGGCGUCUGUUUUGCUGAUGCCAGUGUCAGGGAGCUGGGCGUGAGUGAGUUCGUAGAUAACGAUCUCUAUUCCAACUUCGAGUCCCUGGUCAUUCAGCUAGGAGUCAAGGAGUGUUUGAUUACCGCGGAGACGCAAAAGAAAGACGUUGAGCUGGGAAAAUUGCGAUCUAUUUUAGAUAGUUGCGGAAUCGCUAUUUCGCAGCGCCCUAUGGCUGAUUUCGGGACAAAGGAUAUCGAGCAGGAUCUUUCAAGGUUGUUGAGAGAUGAGAGAGCUGCUGGGGCAUUACCGCAAACAGAUUUGAAAUUGGCGAUGGGGUCUGCUGCAGCUUUGAUCAAGUACCUUGGCGCCAUGUCUGACGCAACAAAUUUCGGCCAAUAUCAGCUAUACCAGCAUGAUUUAUCGCAAUACAUGAAGCUAGAUGCUCCGGCACUCAGAGCAUUGAACUUAAUGCCUGGCCCACGGGAUGGCGCGAAAAAUAUGAGUCUGUAUGGGUUGUUGAACCACUGCAAAACUCCAGCGGGGAGCCGAUUAUUAGCCCAAUGGCUAAAACAGCCCCUAAUGAACCAUGAGGAUAUCGAAAAACGGCAGCAACUAGUGGAAGCCUUCGUAGUUGAUACGGAGCUCAGACAAACCAUGCAAGAAGAUCAUCUACGAUCCAUCCCCGAUCUUUACCGACUUGCGAAACGAUUCCAACGCAAUCUGGCCAAUCUGGAGGAUGUGGUUAGAGUAUAUCAGGUUGUGAUCAGAUUGCCUGGAUUUAUCAACACGCUUGAAAGUGUCAUGGAUGAGCAAUAUCAAGGUCCCCUCGAGGCGGAGUAUACCGCCAAACUACGCAAUCUCUCAGAUAGUUUCAGCAAACUUGCGGAGAUGGUUGAGACUACAGUAGAUUUGGAUGCGCUGGAUAAUCACGAAUUCAUAAUCAAACCGGAAUUCGACGGUAGUCUCCGGAUCAUCAGAAAGAAGCUCGACAAGUUGAAGCAUGAUAUGGACGUGGAACAUAAGAUUGUGGGAAAAAACCUAAAUCAAGAUACGGACAAAAAACUAUUUCUUGAAAAUCACCGUGUCCAUGGAUGGUGCUUCAGGCUGACACGAAAUGAGGCCGGUUGUAUUCGAAACAAGCGAGAAUACCAAGAGUGUUCGACACAGAAGAACGGCGUAUAUUUCACGACAUCGACAAUGCAAUCCUUCAGACGAGAGCACGACCAGCUUUCUUCAAACUAUAAUCGAACCCAGACCGGCCUAGUGCAGGAAGUGGUAAACGUUGCAGCGUCCUACUGCCCAUUGUUGGAACAGCUGGCCAGCGUUCUAGCGCAUCUUGAUGUGAUCGUCAGUUUUGCUCAUGUAUCCGUUCAUGCGCCUACGGCAUACGUAAGACCCAAAAUCCACCCUCGAGGAACAGGAAAUACGGUCUUAAAGGAAGCUCGUCAUCCAUGUAUGGAGAUGCAAGACGACAUAUCUUUCAUCACGAACGAUGUUUUCCUGUUACGUAACGAGUCAUCGUUUCUCAUCAUUACGGGCCCCAAUAUGGGUGGUAAGUCUACCUACAUUCGACAAAUAGGCGUGAUCGCUCUCAUGGCGCAAACCGGUUGUUUUGUGCCAUGUUCCGAAGCUGAACUCACUAUUUUCGAUUCUAUCCUUGCUCGAGUGGGUGCCAGUGAUUCUCAACUUAAAGGAGUCUCAACGUUCAUGGCGGAAAUGCUUGAAACCGCCAAUAUAUUGAAAUCAGCGACGUCAGAGUCCCUAAUCAUCAUUGAUGAGCUGGGUCGCGGGACGAGCACUUAUGAUGGUUUUGGUCUCGCCUGGGCAAUAUCCGAGCACAUCGUCACGGAAAUCAGAUGUUUCGCGUUGUUCGCCACCCAUUUCCAUGAGCUAACAGCGCUGCAAGAGCAGUACCCCAAUUCGGUGAAAAAUCUGCACGUUGUAGCCUUUAUUGGUAACGGGACAGAGCAAAAGGAGAAUGAUAGUACUGGCAAAUCGAAGCGAGAGGUUACCCUUCUAUACAGGGUAGAGCCGGGUGUUUGUGAUCAGUCAUUUGGCAUCCAUGUGGCCGAGCUGGUUCGCUUCCCAGAAAAGGUUGUGAACAUGGCACGCCAAAAAGCGGAGGAGUUGGAAGAUUUCACUUCGAGCACCAUCGACAAUGCACAACAGUCAGCCACCUUAGAUGGGUACUCCGCGGAAGAAGUCGCGGAAGGGAGUGCUUUGUUAAAAGCAAUGCUGCUGAAGUGGAAAGCCAAGUUAGAAGAGCCGGGCAAUGAAAGCCUUACCAUGGAGGAGAAGACGAAGAUAAUGCAGGAUUUGGUACAAGCAGAUGACAAGCUACGGGCCAACAAGGUAUUUCAGGGUAUUAAGGCCCUAUGA
This is a messenger RNA of Blastomyces gilchristii SLH14081, 2826 nucleotides long. Its product is annotated as DNA mismatch repair protein msh-2. The record is from RefSeq and is a predicted model, not a curated record. Gene Ontology annotation, cellular component: MutSalpha complex; nucleus. The transcript is spliced from 3 exons. Gene Ontology annotation, molecular function: ATP binding; ATP-dependent DNA damage sensor activity; mismatched DNA binding. Gene Ontology annotation, biological process: mismatch repair; mitotic recombination. Lineage: Eukaryota; Fungi; Ascomycota; Eurotiomycetes; Onygenales; Ajellomycetaceae. The coding region runs from base 1 to 2826 and encodes 941 amino acids.